Molecule: messenger RNA, 1011 nt
Organism: Scheffersomyces amazonensis
Lineage: Eukaryota; Fungi; Ascomycota; Pichiomycetes; Serinales; Debaryomycetaceae
Exons: 1
Biological process (GO): fungal-type cell wall organization
Cellular component (GO): fungal-type cell wall; plasma membrane
Source: RefSeq, a predicted model, not a curated record
UGUAACCAUGCUAAGUUUGUGUUGAAGAAUCCAUCUGAUAUCCAGCAUAUUUCCGAUUGUGAAGUUGUUGGUGGUGAUUUAGAAAUUUAUGAAUACAAGCACCCCUUGCUUUCACUUGGUAGUAUCGGCACUAUUCUUGGAAGUAUAACUAUAAAGAAAUCACCAGAAUUGGUUAGAAUUGAAGCUCCAAAUCUUAGUUCCAUUCAGAAAUCUUUCAUUUUAAGAGAAUUAACUUCAUUGUCCUUGGUUUCUUUCCCAUCACUCACAUCCGUCAAAGCAUUAGAUUGGAGAGUAUUACCAAUUUUAAGUAACGUUCAUUUCAGUAAUGAAAUAAAAUCUAUUGAAAGUAUUACAGUUUCAGAUACUUCUUUAACUGGCUUUUCGAUUUUUUCAGCUGAUAAGUUAGAAAAUUUGGAUAUUAAUAACAAUAGAUUUCUUGAUUCUAUUACUUGUAAUGUGGAAAUUAUUGAGGGUCUGUUACAUAUAGCUGCAAAUGCUGCUGAUGUGGUGGUUAAAUUACCAAAAUUAAAAUCAGCCUAUAAUAUGAGUAUUCAUGAUGUCUCUCAAAUUGAAUUAAAUGCUUUAGAAGUUGUAGAAGGAUCAGUUAGUAUGGUUAAUAACCGUUUCACUCAUAUUAAGUUACCAAAAUUAAAAUCAGUUGGUGGAACCUUAAGUUUAUUAAAAAAUGAUCACUUAACACACCCUGAAUUUCCAAUUUUAAAUGAAAUUGGAGGAGGAUUGAUGAUAGUUAAUAAUACUAAUAUAGAUAAAAUUAAUUUCUUUCCUAAAUUACAUGUCAUUGGUGGAGCUCUUCAAUUAGUUGGACCAAUUAAAGAUACCAAUCUUAAACAAUUGAAAUUGGUUAAAGGUAGUGCUAAUGUUAAAUCUCUUUCUUCUACGUUUGAUUGUAAUAAAUGGUCAAGAGGAGAGAUAAGUACAGUUAUCAGAGGGGGUAAAAUUGAGUGUAUUAAUUCAAAUAAUGAGAAAAUUGUUUCAAAUACUCCUACUGAG